AUUCAAACGCGCUUUCUCUUUACAUGAGCCUUGACUGCGUUCGUUCAGGAUGAUAUUUAUCUUUACUUUGAAGGCUACUACAUCCUGAGACGAUCGUAGACACAUUCGUAUAGAUGACCGUAGGUGCGAGCAAGGGAUAGCUCAUUCUUUUUCCUCGCUCGUUUCUUAAGCAGCUUUCAGUAACUUUCGCCUCUUCGUCUCUACACCCAUUUCUUAUCAUAUUCACACUGAUCGCCGUCCUCACACUGUUCAUUUAUCGUUCCCUCUUCAAGCCUUUAACCAUGCCUUCCAGUUCUAGUACUGCGCUCCCAUCCUCAGCUACCUACGAGCACCACAACAAGCGCCAUUCUUCUUCCUCUUAUCAAAAAUCAAGACUUUUCAUGGAUACUUUUUCCAGCAGUGCCAGCAACGGAUGUCAUACCAUUCACAGCUCCCGUCAUGAACUCGACGAACCAUCACGCUUUGAGCGUUCUUCAAAGCGGGGGUCCGUCAUGCGACCAUGGACAAACGCAGAACAGGAAUCGCUGUACAUCGCAGUCGAAAGGUUCAAGCUGUUUGGCCAGUGGCACGAAAUCAAGGCUCGCAUGAACCUCGAUCGUAGUCUAACAGAAAUUGAAAACGAGUACAUGCGACUUUAUGCGGAGAUACCUGGUUCGGACGAGGAAUCGAUGGACUACGACGACCCAUAUCAAGGCACGGAGCAGUGCUCGGCACUCCCGACGCUACCACUGACUGUCGUAUCCUCUAGUGCACUCAGCGCAUGUUCUUCUCAGGGCAGCAUUACUGCACUUUGCGAUCGCGCGAGGGACUCGACGAGCUGCUUGAUACCGGGACAACAGAUCGUCGAUGCUGACGGCGAUGACGAACUGGAUGAUGAAGAAGACGAGCCCCAGCGCCAUCCACAACGCUACCAACACAUUUCCACCGAUACUCGACCCCAACGCAUGGUGCGGGUGUGGACUCAGGAGCAAUCAGAAAACCUUAGAAAUCUGAUCGAGGUUCACUUUCCAGGCGCCUAUCGUAUCAACUGGGUGUGGGUCGCGGCUCAGAUGGGGAAUAUAUUCACGCGCAAACAAUGCAAGAACAAAUGGGAAAUCAUACGCCGUCGCAUGGGUACAGAGAAAGAGAUCAACCAGUUGAAGCGGGGAUACCAGGAGUUCAGACCGUCCUGGCAACAGAUUCAGGAGAAAUAUAUGCCGGAAUGGUCUCGCGGUGGCAUCUCUACUAUGUGGAACCUCUUGGAAACGCGCGGAGCGGAGCAGCAGCAACAACAGCAGAGUGCCCAAAAAACAGGGCAACGAGCCGUUCGUGGAUUGCAUCACGGUCGCUAUCAUUCGACAUCGUCCUUGAAGAUUUUUCAACGCGCAAGCACGUUGAAAGAGUCGUUACCAGCACUCAGAACCAUGGGUGACCAGUACGACGUACACGCUCAAUGGAGGAAGAUCCUUACUUCUGAGAGCGCGGCGAUGGAUCUCAGCCUACUGGCGUUUCCUGGUCGUUCGACGGUUAAGGAGGUGCAAUUGCGACCAUUCGUAUGUCUAAUGAAGGAGCCAAAGAGAACCUUUCUCUCAGCGACUCGACAUGUACGAUAUAGGUCCGACAUCCCGAUGGUGCACCCUUCAGAGACUUUGAGCGACUGUAGCCAUCCCACGACUUAAGCAGAACCAUUGUCAAGACGGUCUGAAUAGCUGAUACGCCAGCAGUUUUCAAACCAUUGAAAGUCAACUGGAUCAAGAUUCCAUCGAUAUCAGCAAAGCAACAACAACCAACACCAAAAGCAAUGGAAUGUUGCAAUAGAACAGGUGGUAUGAAGG
Molecule: messenger RNA, 1814 nt
Organism: Gamsiella multidivaricata
Lineage: Eukaryota; Fungi; Mortierellomycota; Mortierellomycetes; Mortierellales; Mortierellaceae
Exons: 1
Coding region: 282-1658 (458 amino acids)
Source: RefSeq, a predicted model, not a curated record